GUUGUGCAUGAAGUAUCAGGGAUAAUUCACUACGUGCGCGCUUUUUAGAGUGUUUUGCUCCCAGACAAGAUAUACUAUUUUUUUUUUAACUAUUUUAUAUCGCAAGAAUUUAUAAUAUGCAUUGAGCAGCCAUAUUCUUGUUUGCAAAAGAAUAAGAGUUGACUAGCAAGAUAAUAAAAGGCGAAAAUGCAGAAGACGGUCCAUGUGCAAGUGAAAGACAACUCGCCGUCAAUAGAGCGCAUUUUAAGUCUAAUAGUGUACACCUCCUGGCUCCUGGGUGUCGGUGUAGCCCAUCCGCGAAAGUGUCCCAAAGCUAUAACGAUAAUCAUACGCAUAAUUCACGUGACUGUGUGUUUCUUUUCCAUGAAAUACGACAUAAUAUUUUUUAUAUUUCAUCCAUUUAUUUAUGGUUACAUACCAGUAUUCCCGUACCAAGAUCUACAUUUUCUAAAUAGGGUGAUGUGUUGUGUAUCAGCAUAUUAUUAUAUUUAUCACGGAAUUAGGCAGUACAACAAGUGGCCGGAACUGAUGGAUAGAUUGCAAGAACUCGAUCAGAAGAUCAAAAAAGAAAUAUCCAUAAAUAAUUGGCCCAUAAAAAUUAUUGAAGCGCUAGCAAUUUUCACGACGUUCAUUUUCUGUCCUUUGAUGCCAAUUAUUCAAGCUUUAUAUUACUUAAGACAUUUAUCACGACCAGAAGGAUUGAUGUUUUAUUACAUAUUAGCGCAGUCAAUGAUUAACAACUUCGUCUUCGUUGUUAUUGUCUACGUAUUAUAUAACAGAUUUCAAACAGUAAAUAAAUUGAUCGGCCAGUUGGAUAAAUUAUCCGAUGUGCAAUGGAUCGCGUUUAAGAUUAGACGCAUUAGAGAGUUGCAUACUGAUAUUUGUGAUCUCGCCACUAUGGUAAACAAUAUUCACGGUCUUCAUCUCCUCUUCAGCUCCGGGAAUUGCUUCACCAUGGCUAUAACUUCAUUAUUCUAUCUUUUUAAUGUAAGGGACCCUGCCUGGUUACCGCUGAUGCAUCAUUUUUUAUGUAUUACAUAUUUCAUGCAAUUCUGCCUGAUUUGUUGGAUUUGCACACUCGCUUGUCAAGAAUCCAAUAGGACCGGCGGUAUUAUGCACAAAGUUAUAUUGAAUUGCCAACCUGUGAAUCCUGAUAAUAACGGAGCGAGUAAUCAAUCGAGUCUUGAAAUGCGAUUUGCACUAGAAGGCUUGAACAGCGAGCAAAAUUCUAAUUGUAGCAGUCACAAUUCGUAUGUCGUGGAAAAUUUUUUGCGCAGAAAUCUGGAUCUAGAGUGUGUCACAGAAGAAGUCAAUGAUUUUUCGACUCAACUGCAGCAGAAUCGAGUAGCAUUUACGGCUUACAAUUUCUUUGAAAUAAACAAUAUAUCGUUCGGUUGUUUUGUCGGGGUGACCGUCACUUAUCUAAUUUUCUUUCAACAAUUAGGGCGGCAAAGAAAAUACUAAAAAGGUAUUUGAAGCGUGUGAAUAUGUGUUGAAAUCCAAAGUCAUGUUUUUUUUGUGUAAUAGUACCAGUUGUAAAUAUUAUUUUUUUUUAAAUGUGUAUACCUUUUUAUUGUAUAAUAAUAUUGUAAAAACAAUUAGUAAUUGGAAAUUAGGCUAAUGAAAGCCAGCGCAAGUUAAAGUGCGUAAUCACAGGUAUUAAUAUUAUACAAAUUAUUUAUUUAUUUUAAGUUACAUAAGCAAAAGUUGCAACUCUCUUUGAAGUCAUUCUCAGCGUUGUACGUAAAAGAAAUUAUCUAGCCAACAUCAGUAGAGGAGAAGAGGGUAUUAUGGCUACUGUCGACAAUACGGCUACCUCUAUUAUUUCCGUUAUUAGGUAACGUAUUCUAACAAUUGCUUAUGGAGUUAU
Solenopsis invicta (red fire ant) is the source of this 1870-nucleotide messenger RNA. RefSeq lists its product as uncharacterized. Gene Ontology annotation, cellular component: axon; neuronal cell body; membrane. Lineage: Eukaryota; Metazoa; Arthropoda; Insecta; Hymenoptera; Formicidae. Gene Ontology annotation, biological process: sensory perception of taste. The record is from RefSeq and is a predicted model, not a curated record. The transcript is spliced from 3 exons. The coding region runs from base 187 to 1464 and encodes 425 amino acids.